Molecule: messenger RNA, 1875 nt
Organism: Tremella mesenterica DSM 1558
Lineage: Eukaryota; Fungi; Basidiomycota; Tremellomycetes; Tremellales; Tremellaceae
Exons: 3
Coding region: 216-1709 (497 amino acids)
Cellular component (GO): nucleus
Molecular function (GO): DNA-binding transcription factor activity
Source: RefSeq, a predicted model, not a curated record
AUCACCCUUCUCUCAUUCGUUCCACCCAAUCACCCAUUCUACUUCCAUCGUACUGCCAGACAGAACGAGAAACAUACCCCUCCUUGCAACGGCUCUUUUCUUUUACCCUUCCCAUCGUAUCGACCUCCCUUGUCACUCAGACGUGGCAGGGCCUUGUCAUUGACGCAUCUCAUUCACUCGUAUCCUUCUUUUUCCAUAUUCUCAGACGUGUCAAGAUGCCGCGCAUCCCCGUUCGUACCACUCCUUAUCAUACUCUACCACGAUGUACAAGACAUUACAAAUCCAAACGCGACCUCAUCCUACGCGCACUUGGCAAGGCAUCUUUCAUCAAUGGCUCUCAGUUUGUCAUCGCGUGGAUCUCUCCAAAGGGAGAAGUCGACGUCUACGCGUCCGAGCUUCUACAAGCUUCUGUAUCCUCCAAGGAAGGCGGUGUCCUGAAUCGCAAAGAAUUGGAUCGUGAAGCUGGGCGCGUUAAAGGCGAAAUGAGCAAACGAUGGGAAGAGAUCCGUCGGUUGGAGGAGAAAGGAGAAGUUCCCACAUUCGAAGAAGACGCAGAAGAAGCCGAAGAUGUUGAGGAGGAAAACGAAGAUGAUCCAGAUCGUACUAUGGUAGACGAAGAGGCGGCUCAAGCCAAGAAACAAUCUCCUGCUCAAAUGAUGUCUUCUUUUCCCGCAGCCAGAGCGUCAACACCUCAACCAUCGAUGCACACUAUAACACUCCAACCUCAUGCCGUUGAAGAUUAUUACAACACUCGAUUCAACGCACUGCAACAAGCCACUUGCAAGCUCGUUGUCAAAGCGUGGAUCAAGGUGAUCGAGCCAAAGAAGCAAAUGAAAUUUCCUUACAACAAAGGGGAAGAGUAUAGACCCGCUUGGUGGCCCGAAGGUGUCAAGCACCGCGAACCUGAUCAUUUGUCCAAGCAAGAACGCCUUGUUCUACUCAGUAGUAUCAUCCGAUCACCUCUGAUAUCCGUCGCUCGCCUCGAAUUAUCUACUGCCGAAGCAGCCGCCUUCAUCUCCCGACCUAGAUUAUCUAUCCUUCGUGAGGUUUACCUUGUGGCGAAAGAAGAAGAAAAACGGCGCAAGGAGGGAGACUCUACAUCGGAAUUGGUCGUACAUCUUCCUCAUACCCCGGUCUCACCUUCAGCCAUUAGCCCCGAACCAGAAAAACGCACUCACUCGACUAUGGAAUUUGAAGAGGACAAGGAGAACGUUUCCUCUUACAACGCUCAUGCCGCCAAACGUGUCAAGCAUUCUCGUCUGCCCGCACUGACGAUUUCGACCACUCAGGCUAACUACGACUAUGCUCAUCCCUUCACAUUCGCUCCUCAAUCACAUCUCUGGCCAGGACGUGAUGGGGCCGUUUCCGCACCACCUCCUCAUCUCUCACCUUAUCCUCAAUCAGAAGUCUUUGGCGAUUAUCGCCCUCACACCUCUAUCAUACAAACGGCAGAAGAAAGAUAUCACCCCAAUCACCUCGCACCCAUCCUAAAUCCUCAUCAGCACACCACGACGAGUCCUGUCGAUGCCCAUCAACAACCCUUCUCUCAUCCGGCUGGGAUGCAAUACUACCCGCGUACGCAACCUGGUCAGGGGUAUCUCCACCAACAUCAGAUUGAUUACCUUCAGCAACAGGGACAGGGAGGUUACGAUUAUGGCAGUCCUUAUAUUGCUGACAACUGGGAGAACAGUUUCGGACAGGGCACGUGAUGCGGUGUUGAUGAGGAUGCUUUUUGGGCUUUGAGUGGGAUGUUCUCUUACUGAGUGCGAAUGAGAUGGCUAUUUACCCAACCAUGAAGACCAAUUGUACCCAAUGUAACCAUCUCCGUAAUUAGAGUAAACGUAUCUAGUAGGGGAUGCAGGAUGCUUUCUUGAC